Messenger RNA from Brassica napus (rape), 564 nucleotides. Its product is annotated as protein phosphatase 1 regulatory subunit INH3-like. Gene Ontology annotation, cellular component: nucleus. The record is from RefSeq and is a predicted model, not a curated record. Bases 24 to 338 code for a protein of 104 amino acids. The transcript has a single exon. NCBI's taxonomy places the organism in Eukaryota, Viridiplantae, Streptophyta, Magnoliopsida, Brassicales, Brassicaceae. Gene Ontology annotation, molecular function: protein phosphatase 1 binding; protein serine/threonine phosphatase inhibitor activity.
UAUUAGAAGCUAUAUUUUGAGCCAUGAGCACAGUGACCAGGCCUUCUUCUUCUUCAGCGACAACCUCUGUCAUCUUAGAAACCCCUGUUUCUCAGUCCCAACCUACGGAAAGAUUAGUGCUUCGGUUGAACAGGAAGAAGAAGAAAGUCUCAUGGAAAGACGGAACAGUUGAUAACGAGUUUAUGCAGAAAAAGAGUUCCAAGAAGUGUUGCAUCUUUCACAAACAGAAGCCCUUUGAUGAGGAUGACAGCGACGAAGAUGAAGAUAACAACCACCACCAUGAACACUGCGAAUCUGGUGAGGCCUCUUCCUCUAACGAUUCUAAAGCAUCUGACUAAUCAUUUGCGGCUUUUCACAUCACAAUUUAGAGAUAUUUGAAGCUUUAUAAUAUGUCAUGGAAGAACACUAAAACUCUUCUGAGGUUUUGGGCUUUCAAGAUCUUCUCUUCUCUGGCUUUAUUAGUAUAUGUACAUUGUAAUUUGCAUAUUACACACUGCAAUGCUGAUUUAUAACUACUUAAAAAGCUGUAUUGACAAUUACGUGAGAGCAUCUUUUCAGAUAUAA